GACAUCACCACUUACCCCGCCUUACCACUGUGAUGACAGCCCUUGACUUGGCUGACUCAGGACGGACGCUCGUCUUUUUUUUUCAUUCUUUUUUUUCUUAUGUUCCACAGAUUGGAUGGCAAGAAGGAGGGAGCACCAUGAUCAGUGGGAGAAAGUAACUUGUAGCAACAUCGUGACUCGAGUUCCCGUCUUUCCAGUGCAUCGAUGAUGCCCACACAGCCCGCCACCACAACUACCUCUUUGCGCGGCACAACGACAGGCCGAACCUGUAGCAUUUUCCAUUCCCGUCCAUAGCAUCCAUUGAUUGCGACCCAGUCCUACAAGUGCAAGUAUCGUCACCCACAACAUUGUCCGUUGGCCAGCCCGCGGUGGAUGAUCGACCAGUUACAAUCUGCAUGCUGGAGCCACGGAGCCACUCAACCAAGCUCUUCCGAAAGUACUCUAACUACCUGCUGCGCCAAAGUACCUCGAGGCACCCACCCGUACGCACCUACACAGUAGUCUUGAUUGACGUCGAACGAUACCUCUAUCGAGUGGAAAGGACCGACCUGACCCCGAGAGCGAGCAUAGCGAGCGGAAGGAGGCAGGAUAAUCAGAGCAACGGAGCUUUCAUGAUUGAGGAUAAUGGCUCCGGAUCGCGAAAGGAAGCCUGAGAAUGAUGACCAUUCCAGUUCAAGUGAAGAGGACCAGGAUGCGCUUGAGGUCUCGUUCGAUCCAUCUAGUCCCUAUCGGCGCAAGAGCUCUCUAGUAAACAGCGAUGCCCGUGUUCCUCUUCACCUCCGGCGAUCACAGCCGGCCAGAACGGAAUGCCUUGUCCACCAGUUUCUCGACGCCCAGCGACGACCCCCUAGACGGCAAAAUACCCUAGAUGGACAGGUUGAUGGCACUGCCAGUACGAGUACAAACUCUAUCGAGACCCGAAGCCCCAUCACAAGGGGCUUGACCGACAUUGCCCGCGAUGCCGUCCAAGUUAGUCGUGAAAAUAGCCAGGACCAGGUGCUCGACCCAAAAGGCUUCUCGAGCACUGUCGGUAACAUUGCCGCCAAUGUGCGUGCCCGGGAGUGCUCGAUGACCAAUGCCAACUCGAGCGACACUAGCGAUGCUGGUCAGGUUGAUGAGAAGGAAUGGAAAAGUGAGAUCGUAAAAGCACCAAACACAGACCCAGAGGAAAAGUACAGCAGGCUCCUCACCAAGAAGCAAUUGAGUGAAAUGGCAUGGGGAGUCCGGGAGCUGAGUCGGCGAUUGAGCAGCGUGCGCUUGAAGUUCAAGAUCAAGACCAUCUUCGUGCUCACCAAGCCGUAUGACCAGGAACUAAUCCCCAAGACACGCGCCUUGAUCCGGUGGUUACUGGAUAAGGAACGCGACGUGCGCUAUACUGUCUACAUUGACAAGGCUUUGCGUUGCAACAAAAAGCUUGAUGCACCCGGCUUGAUCGAAGAGAUCCGCAAGGAUUACGUUGGGUCUGGCGAGAUCUCAGAGGAAGCCGGCAAUGACAUAUCUGAGCGUCUACGCUAUUGGGACGAGGAAUUGUGUCGUGCCAGGCCGCAGACGGCCGACUUUGUCAUCACACUCGGCGGUGAUGGAACCGUACUAUUUGCGAGUUGGUUAUUCCAGCGCAUCGUUCCACCUGUUCUGAGCUUUUCUCUGGGGAGCCUAGGGUUUUUGACCAAGUUUGACUUUGAUCACUAUCACGAGACCUUGACAGCCGCCUUCACAGAAGGUGUCAACGUGGCUUUGAGGCUAAGGUUCGAAGGAACCGUCAUGCGAAGUCAGACGAACAAAAGGAAACUCGUUGAGGGGGACUCUGACAAAAAAAUGGUCUCAAACAAAACAGACAAAGAACAGGGCGGCACAGAUGGUCCUGAUUGCCAGGACGAGAAUGAUCCAAGCGAAGAGAAAGAGGAAGGAGAAAAACGAGAUCUCGUAGAAGACCUUAUCGGCGAGGAAAAGGAUGAUGAACGAACCCAUCGACCAGACGGCACAUGGUGCGUGCUCAACGAGGUGGUGGUGGAUAGAGGACCCAAUCCAACAAUGUCAUACAUCGAAAUCUUCGGCGAUGAUGAGCACUUCACCUCCGUCAACGCCGAUGGUAUCUGCGUUUCCACUCCCACCGGCUCAACCGCCUACAACCUCGCCGCUGGCGGCUCUCUCUGUCACCCCGAAAACCCCGUCAUGCUCGUAACCGCUAUGUGCGCGCACACGCUCUCCUUCCGGCCCAUCAUCCUACCCGACACCAUCGUACUUCGCAUUGGCGUGCCCUACGAUGCCCGGACCGGCUCUUGGGCGAGUUUCGAUGGCCGCGAGCGUAUCGAACUUAGACCGGGCGACUACGUGACCAUCAGCGCGAGCAGGUACCCGUUUGCCAGCGUUCAGCCACAGGGGAGGAGGAGUGAAGAAUGGAUCAAGAGUAUCAAUGCGAAGCUUGGUUGGAAUACUAGGCAGAAGCAGAAAAGCUUUACGUAGAGUACUCUUGACCUGUCUUUUCGACGGUAGGGACGGGAUCACGCUUGUUUGCUAUGUAUACCUCAUUCGUCUUGUGGUAUAUUACAAGCUAGCAUUCUGUCGGGAAAAAGCAAAUUGUAACUCAGCGAACUGUACCUAGCGAGUGGCUUCCUUCUUCGGCGUCGUCAAGAACAUAAAAAGAUGAAAUAAAGAAAAUUGCUGGAGCUUGAAAACCGUGCUUACAGCUGUUCCAGAAGCUACACACAGUGUUUUAGGAUGGCCUCCUACCAUUCACGAAUUUGUUGAGAGUAAUGCUCUGUAAUAAGGUUCUCAAAUCAAACGCUGCUGAUGGGCCAUGCCUUUGCGCUGACCUUAUUCAUGUUCUAUAUGUAUUGUUGUCAGAUAAUCUAUAACGCUUUCCAACUUUGAACCUUUCCACAAUGGUACUGUACAUAUAUCAUCACA
Molecule: messenger RNA, 2907 nt
Organism: Neurospora crassa OR74A
Lineage: Eukaryota; Fungi; Ascomycota; Sordariomycetes; Sordariales; Sordariaceae
Product: NAD kinase/ATP NAD kinase
Exons: 3
Coding region: 625-2463 (612 amino acids)
Biological process (GO): NAD+ metabolic process; NADP+ biosynthetic process
Molecular function (GO): NAD+ kinase activity
Source: RefSeq, a predicted model, not a curated record